Chilo suppressalis (striped riceborer) is the source of this 1771-nucleotide messenger RNA. Lineage: Eukaryota; Metazoa; Arthropoda; Insecta; Lepidoptera; Crambidae. The record is from the annotation of a GenBank genome assembly.
UUUGCCUUAAUUUCAAGAUUGUUCCAAGCAAUCUUCCACUUGAACGUAAGAGUCAGAAAUAAACGUUCAUUAUACACAUUACCAUGCAGUCAGUCGAGGAGGAGCCCUUGAAGGAAAAAAAUGGAGAACCCAAUGACAAAAAUAAGGAAAAGAAAACGUUUAUUGAAAAAAUCAAAUAUGUUAAGGAUAAUAUUACACUGGAACCAACGCUAGCAUGCUACGUCGUUCCUAGAGUGUUGUCCAGACUGGCCACACAAAAUAUGAAUUUGGAUAAAGCUUGCAGAGUGAAUAUGCGAUAUGGCAAAGUUGUGUGCGAUGCGCUGCUUGCCAGAAACGGCACGCAAUACUUAAAAGAGGAACUUGUAGUACAGGAGUUUAUAGCAGCAAUGGAGAGCUGGAAAAAUAUACUGCUGACGGCAUUGCCGAGUUUUCUGAUUCUCUUUCUGGGCGCAUGGAGCGAUCGUACUCGCAAAAGGAAAAUCUGUAUACUCAUGCCUAUCAUAGGAGAAUUACUGGUGUGUCUAAGCAACAUAAUUAACGUGUACUAUUUCGAGGAGUUGCCAGCAGAAGUGGCAAUAUUUUUUGAGGCAUUCUUCCCUGCAAUCACAGGCAGUUGGAUAUCUACUUAUUUGGGAACAUUUAGCUACAUCGGUGAUAUAUCUAGCAAAGAGUCCAGGACUUUUCGAGUUGGUGUAGCUAAUUUGUGCCUCACCGCUGGGGCACCUAUAGGGUCUGCUCUCAGUGGAGUUCUUUUGAAUCUGAUUGGCUAUUAUGGAGUGUUCAGUUUGAGUGCUGUUUUGAAUUUGUUUAGUAUUUUGUACGGAUUUUACUAUAUAAAAGAUCCUGAGAUGCCAGUUGCGGAGAAGAAUGCUCAGAACAAAUCCUCCAGCGUAUGGGGCUUCCUGAAAUCCUUUUUCGAUGUGAGCCACGUGAAGGCCACACUGCAGGUGGCAUUCAAAAAGGGACCCAACCACCGAAGGACAAAGUCCAUAUUGAUAUUGGCAUCCAUCUUCUUCAUAUACGGCCCGGCUGACGGCGAAUUCAUUGUGAGGUACUUAUUUACAAGGUACCGUUUCAACUGGGAUGCAAUGAAAUAUAGUUUCUACAAUACUUUCUAUAUUCUGAUGCAUUUACUGGGUGCGCUGAUCUCAAUCAGUCUGUUCAGCCGUCGGUGGAAGUGGGAUGACUCCGUACUGGGUUUGAUUUCAAACGUCAGCAAAGUCAUUGGAGCCCUGUGUACGGGCCUCGCAAGGAACAGCCUGGAGAUGUAUAUAGCUGUUGCAGUGGAGAUGUUCAAUGCUACUUCAUUCACAGCGUUGAGAUCUAUAUCGUCAAAAUUAGUCACAAGUGACGAAUUGGGUAAAAUGACGGCAAUGUUUAACCUGAUGGAAAUCGUGACGUCGUUGGUUUUCGAUCCCAUCUACUCAUGGAUGUACAUGCUAACACUGAAAAUAUAUCCUGGAACUAUAUAUUUCGUCAGUACCGUACUGACUAUACCACCUUUAAUGUUCUUUGGAUGGUUUUACCUUCAACACAGAAAAACAAGCAGAACGAAACCGAAAGAAUUGAUAGACGUUGAAAUCAAAAAAAGGGAUGACACUUCAAAAGAAAAAGAAGACAUUAGGAAAAAUUCAUUAAUAAGUAGUUUAGAAUUUGUAGAUGAUAAGCUUGUACUGCCAUAGUUUUAGCACUAGAUAAUAUUGGUUACUUACCUAUCUAUAAAUUUAAAUUUAUACCUACGUACUUCAGAAUAAAAAUCAAAUUGUUUAAA